Molecule: messenger RNA, 273 nt
Organism: Clunio marinus
Lineage: Eukaryota; Metazoa; Arthropoda; Insecta; Diptera; Chironomidae
Source: the annotation of a GenBank genome assembly
AUGCAAGGAAAAAGGGAACAAAAUUUCACGCAGAUCCAACAAUUCCGUUUCAACGUGAGAUUAUGCAUGGAAAAUCGUCGUAAUGUUUGUGAUUCAGAAAUCAAAGGCGAGUGCGAAGAUCGCCCCGAGAUGCGAGAAAACAAUUUCCGCAAGUCAAUCAAAUCGAAUGAGGUGAAUGAACACACAAAAGAAUCACAAGCGGUUAGUGUCGUGUGGGGAAUUAAAAUCACCGAAAUAAUAAAAUAUAACGAGAAGACUUUAUUCACUGGAUGA